CUAAUAGCUAGAGGAGGGGUACUUUCAAUUCGUUGCUCUCCUCCCCGGCCGGUAGGCAGCAACAAGCUGUAAGCACAAGUAUCGAAAUGGUUAGCGGUGAUGUAGGAGUAGUAGUGUACUACCUGCUGCUAGUAUUAGUGGUGGUGCAGGGGUGCAAAGGCAGCAGCGCGGUGCAGGGUGAAGGUCGGUGGUACAACGAGAGCGAGGCCAUCGGUGGUGCGGCGGCGUGGGGGAACGCGAAGGCGACGUGGUACGGGCAGCCGAACGGCGCCGGGGCGGCGGACAACGGCGGGGCGUGCGGGUUCAAGAAGGUGAACCAGUACCCGUUCAUGGGGAUGACGUCGUGCGGGAACCAGCCGCUGUACAAGGGCGGCAAGGGCUGCGGCUCCUGCUACCGCGUCAGGUGCAAUCGAAACCCCGCCUGCUCCGGCAACGCCCAGACCGUCGCCAUCACCGACAUGAACUACUUCCCCCUCUCCCAGUACCACUUCGACCUCAGCGGCAUCGCCUUCGGCCGCCUCGCCAAGCCCGGCCGCGCCGACGACCUCCGCCGCGCGGGGAUCAUCGACGUGCAGUUCGCGCGCGUGCCGUGCGAGUUCCCGGGCCUCAAGGUGGGAUUCCACGUGGAGGAAGGGUCCAGCCCCGUGUACCUGGCGGUGCUGGUGGAGUACGAGAACGGCGACGGAGACGUGGCGCAGGUGGACCUCAAGGAGGCCGGCGCCGGAGGAGGAAGGUGGACGCCGAUGCGGGAGUCGUGGGGGUCGGUGUGGAGGCUGGACUCCAACCACCGCCUGCGGGCGCCAUUCUCCAUCCGCAUCCGGAGCGACUCCGGCAAGACGUUGGUGGCACCCGACGUCAUCCCCCUCAACUGGACGCCCAACACCUUCUACCGUUCCUUCGUCCAGUACUCCUCCUAGCUAGCUACUCCUAUACCCAUUAAUUCUUCCCUAAUUAUUCCUUCUUGUUAUUAUAUUCUACCCUUAUAUAUAUAUAUAUAUAUGUUAUUAAUUCCGAUAUCAUCAUAUAUAAUUAAGUACUAAAAUA
Messenger RNA from Oryza sativa Japonica Group (Japanese rice), 1044 nucleotides. The record is from RefSeq and is a predicted model, not a curated record. Lineage: Eukaryota; Viridiplantae; Streptophyta; Magnoliopsida; Poales; Poaceae.